This is a messenger RNA of Rhea pennata, 2262 nucleotides long. RefSeq names its product coiled-coil domain containing 148 (gene CCDC148). The coding region runs from base 355 to 2166 and encodes 603 amino acids. NCBI's taxonomy places the organism in Eukaryota, Metazoa, Chordata, Aves, Rheiformes, Rheidae. The transcript has 17 exons. The record is from RefSeq and is a predicted model, not a curated record.
AGCCGGGCCGGGCCGGGCCGCGCCGCCGCCGAGCGGGGCUCCUGGCGUCGGGAGUCUCCCGCGCCGCCUCCUCGCGGUGCUGAAAUUACAAAGGUUUGAAGAAAAAUGUGAUUGGAGGGAGAGUGACACUCACGGCAGGCUAGCUAAACAAAUGAGCAGCUGUUUAGCAUUCACAAGGCUGGCUGAGAUCGCAAGAACAGCAGACAAGGAACUCCACAAAACACAAAUUAUCAGAUUUCUAUGGCCUACUAUUUACUAUGUUGCUACUUGCUGUGGAAUCGGACAAAUGCCAAAGCUGAGCCAUAGUGGAUGGCACUAUGUGGCUAGGAAAUUCAGGAAAGGUAUUUAAAAAAAAUGAGUGAAUCGUACCAGGGAACCUUCUUUAUAACUCAUAGGAUUAAUGAAGUAGAAAAUCUAGUGGUUCCUAUGAGAAAUGGUCUCUGCAGCCAGAAAUUUAUUGACUAUAAACAGCUAUAUGAACUUGUCACUGAAGAAAAAAAGGCAUCUACUGAAAUUCAAUUAGAGGUUAAAAAAAUGGAACAAGUUUCAAAAAUUAACAAAGAGCAAAUACUGUUGAAACAGCAUCACCAAGUGUGGUGGCAAGAGCAUAAAAGACUGAGUGAGAACAGGCAAAAAGCAGAAGCAGAAAUACAGACUUUUCUUGAUGAAGGAAGCCAUAAGUACAACUUUUUUUUGGAUAUGUGGAACUUGGCACAUAAAUUAUCAGAGGAACGGGAUACAUUCCAAACAAAUACUGUAGUUCCUAUCUGGCAACUAAGAGAGAAUUUGAAAUUCAGGCUGUCUGAAGUGCAGCAUUAUCCCUCAGAAGAAUCUUGUCUGAAAUACAAGUUCAAUCCAGUUGAGGUGCUACAGCAGAUAGACUUUGUGAAGAAACAACAGAAAGCAAUUUUGGAAUUCCUUAACCUUGAAAGUCUGGCUUUGGAAAAAGAACUUGAAGACUCUAAAAGAAAAGCAUUAGCACAAUCUUUUGAAGAGACAAAUGGACUUUUCCAUAAAGUUCCUUCAGCACUACUGUCUUUGGAAUGCCCCUCUCCUAAUUUGAAGACUUUGAUUAUCAAUGAAUACCGUAAGCUUGCAAGUGAAUACUGGUCUAAGCUUCAGGAGAUUGAUCAACAGUUAAAUGUCAUAUAUAGGAAUAUUAACUGGAAAGAUGAUGAUCAGUGGAUUUAUCAGACUGUUAUCCGCCAGUAUCCAAGUGAUCUUCAGAAAAGAAGGACUUUGUACCUUGAUGUGUUGCAGAGAUAUCUUCCUCACAAAUCUAGGCGUGAUCUGGUCAUUCAUGAGAAAGCCUGGGAUCGUUAUUGUUUCACUAGGAAUCAGCGUAAACUUUUGAUAUUAAAUUGGGCUCAGGCUAGGAAAGCCUUUUUACUUAAGGCAGUGACCACUGUUGCUGAAGCCUCUGCUGCUCAUGAGAAAAAAGUAGUAUUGGCUAAUACCAGACAAAAGCAACAGGAGCUCUGUGCUGAUCUGAAAGCAAAGGUUGUGCAGUGGAGAGUGCAACAGGAGGAGGCUGCUAAACUAGAAGCUGCUAGAGCAACUAGAAGAAAACAGAAGAAAAAUGAAAAAGAAAAGAUACAGAAAAAACAGGAGAUGAUUCGUAGAGCACAGGAGAUAGAAAAAGUGAAAAAAUACUGGGGUGAAAAACAGCUCAAGUGGCAAGAACAGGAAGAGAAAUAUAUACAGCAUCUGGAAGAAUUAAGAAAAUUAAUGGCCGAACAAGCAAUUAAAGACAAAGAAAGGGUAAAGUUUAGAGGAGCAUUGUUAGAAAAAAGAUUGCUGGAGAAAAAGGAACUGGCCCUUCAAGAAGCCCAUAAAGCAGAAGAAAAAGAGAAAUGCCUUGAAACACUCCGACAACAGGUUGCUGUUGUUGCAAAAUUAGAUCCAGCGAGAGCAGUGUCUGAUACGGUGGCAUCUAAAGCUAGGAUGGGCAUUGGAAUAAAAGAAGACUUUGUUCUUCAAAAGCCACUAUUUAAGCUGCAUACAUACAACGAACAACAGAUCAUUUCAGAUCCUAGACUUCGUGUUGAGCUAGUUCUUCGAGAAGCUGGACUUCAUAAAACACUUUAUGCAAAAGAGAUCUUACCAAAAAUUCCUCCAUUGAAGCUUCCAAGAAGAGAUAUGGAAUCUACAGCUUUUAAGCCAUAGAGGACACCACAUGUCAAGAAUUGAGAGAAUGCUGGGGUAGGGUCUUGGCUAUUUUGUGAAACUUUUAAUAAACUUCCCAUAGGCUAUUUCCUGGAA